AUGCCAUCUAAACCUGAGCCAAGAGUUGGAGGAUCCAAGUUCUCUAAUUUUUUCGUUCCACUGAAGACAUACAACGUCGACAAUUUCUUUAUGGAUUUACCAGCUUCUAAGUGGUCGCUGGGGAUCUAUAUCAAUAGAAUAAUCGAAGGUCCAGACAGUGAUCUCACCUUCGAUCAACUACUCACCAGUUUCAUAGAAAGCCCCGAAAAUAUAAACAAAAUACUUUCCAUUCCAUUAUCAAUACGAGGGUUUUGUGCUAAUUAUGUAAAAUGGUUAAAGUCGUUGUGUGGAAAGGCCAUUAUACAGUCGUGUCGGGAAUUUUUUGAUGCAAAAAUGAAUCUUGAAAAAAAGAAAAUCAUUAAUUCUGUGGUUAAGGAAUCGGUUAAUGUUGUUGCACAUACAAACGGUCUCCGGACUUUUUUACAACCUUCUGUCUCAUCGGGAACAGAGGCACCACAACCAAUUCCUUCCGAAAUACAAGAAAAUACCUAUUAUGCUCCAAGUGAUAACGAUGAUAACAAAGAUACAACUGAUGAUGAAAAUAUUUCUGACAAUAAAUCAACUUACAUAAAAGAUCCUGAUUAUUUUGACAGUCUUGUUAAUAAUGUAAAUUUAUCUUACAUUGGAAGAGAAGAAGAACCAAUAACAGCAUCAUCAACAUCUACAAUUCCAAUAGUCACUACCUGGGACUCUUUUAUAAUAGAUAAUUUUGACAUUUUGAAAGUUUUUAAUUGUUUACGUAAUUCGUUACCCAAAAAGAGCCCUGAAGUCCACCCACAAUAUUGGGGCGUACUGGAUUUAACGGGACAACACAGGCCAACAAAAAAAAAAUUAAUUAAAAAAUGGAACGAACUUGUAAAUAAUUUUAAAUCAGACAUUGCAUGGAGUAUGGUUGAACUUGAACAGUUCGAAACAAACUUUUUUGACAAUAUUGAGGAUCCUGAUGCACAAAAAAGGGUACCAAUAUUACAUGCGCACAUGACAAUACUAAAAGCAUACCUUGAGCAUCUUAAAUUGCCGAUUAAUGAAGGGGAGCUCAUGAUUCACUUUGUUGCCCCUGCUUUUAGACAACAAUUAGUAGCUAGUCAAGAAAGACGUAGAGUUGACCAAGAUCCUAAUGAUGAUCAUGCUCGUAUGGGUCAGAGAACGGAUUUAACUAUUACUUUGCCAACAGGACCAGCCUUAGAAGGUUUUAUAUGCGAAGUUUCAGGUGGACUUCCAGCAGGAUGUCCUAAGAAAAUUUGGACCGACAAAUUAAAAAUAAUGGUUGGAAUGCGUGAUAUGAUCAAUCGAAUAAUAAAGACGUUUCCUGGGUUAUUACCUGAAGACUAUAUGAAAAUUGUCGUAUUUGGAUGUCAAGUAAUAGGGUUGCAGAUCAACCUUUAUGCAAUGGAUGUUCGGGCAUAUGGAAUAUAUCGGUUCGGGAUGAUAGAUAAAGUGUUUUUGCCUGCAUCAACUCAAGAGCUAUCUGCAUAUGAAUCAGUUCAUGUGAUGUUGCGUUCCUUAGAGACAUUAGAGCAAUAUCCCGAUAUAUUUUAUGGAUAUAGUAAUGAAGGUGUCGAUUAUUAUUAUUAUGGAAUUAAUUCUGAGUCAUUAUGCCCACUAUGCAAGUUGGAUCAUGAGGAUGGGGAAGAUGUAGAAGGCAAUUACGGAACUGGAUCCUAUUAUAUCAAGUGUGAAGCAUCCGAAAUUGAUAUGAUCCAGUACAUUGGCCGUGCCAGCUCUGCUGAUGCUGAAAUAAUUU
Paraglomus occultum is the source of this 1744-nucleotide messenger RNA. The record is from the annotation of a GenBank genome assembly. Lineage: Eukaryota; Fungi; Glomeromycota; Glomeromycetes; Paraglomerales; Paraglomeraceae.